UAUGAAAUGUUUUCAGUCGGCAAAGAUAAUAAUUACAAUGUCUUGACAUUGAACUCAUGAUUUGCAUGUGAAAGGCCGCUUAUCAUUAAAAGUUAUAUACACUGUACCUGUCAACAGGUAAAAAUGAUGCAGGUACGAACUGUGGGAAAAGCUUUGAAACCGUUUUUACAAUGUUAUUUGAAAAUCAAAAUUAAAUAUCUAUGCCAUGGGAAAUUGCUUGACAGUGUUAUUUUAAUAAGUAAGACGUGAAAAAGAUUUAUAUUGUACACGCGACUCCAGGUCAACUCUCCCAAAUUUUUUUGAAUGGGAUCACGUGACGCACUGAACAGUCACACUAAGCUCAGCGUGCUGAACAAUCUCGGUAGUAGUACAGUCAGUGUUGAUGUGAGAGAAGGGCCCACAAACUUCAGAUAUAGAUGUGUGUGGAUUUUAUUUUAUUUUAAAUACUGCAAAGGGAAUGCCGUUUUAACAUCUUGCACUUUUCUCAUUGCCCGUAUAUAAUUCACAUGGAUUUAUAAAAGUGGUGAUUUCGAUUUGGAUUUAAUAUUUUAAUUUUUUUUAUGAAAACUUGUCUUUCGGAAUUCAGAUUAAACAAAGAAAUCUUAGCAUUAGAUACGUUGAAGUUUAAAAAAAACAAGUUGGAAACAUUGGAUUAUUGGUAUUGGAUUUCGGUGUGCUACAUAAUGUAGAAGAGAAAUAUUACAUGGGACAAUAUCCCUUCAAGAAAUGGGCUACAUUCAGACUGUGACUAUUAUAUCUAUCAUUGCUCUGAAUUUUGUUUUUAAGCCUGUACUGUCCGCAACAACGACACCUGCUACUGGAAAGGCCCCAUCUUUGAAAGUGGAUGAUGAACCAUUAAAGAAAAUUAAAGUAAAUGAAGGUUCCAAAUUAAGACUACGAUGUAAAGGCCCUGGAGACCCGAAGCCAUUUAUAACCUGGUAUAAGGAUGGAGAAAAAAUAACCAGAAAGGAUAUCAGAAGACUAAAAGUGAAACCAAAUUACCUGCUGAUAGUCAAACCCCGGGUAGAGGAUAGCGGGGUGUACGCCUGUCACAGACAAAACAUACACGGGGAGGUCUGGAAAAAUUACACACUGACCGUGAAAACCGAAACGAAAAACGAGGAACCAAAUGUUGUUGACUGCAAGACCCCUGGUAAGAUAAAGCUUGGAGAAUUAACGAAAAAUAAUUAAAUUUAUCAGAAACUUGUUAUCAGGUCUGGUUCAGGACACAAAACAGAAUGUUUUGAUG
Molecule: messenger RNA, 1249 nt
Organism: Saccostrea cuccullata (small rock oyster)
Lineage: Eukaryota; Metazoa; Mollusca; Bivalvia; Ostreida; Ostreidae
Product: fibroblast growth factor receptor-like 1
Exons: 5
Coding region: 727-1191 (154 amino acids)
Source: RefSeq, a predicted model, not a curated record